Molecule: messenger RNA, 5044 nt
Organism: Heteronotia binoei (common prickly gecko)
Lineage: Eukaryota; Metazoa; Chordata; Lepidosauria; Squamata; Gekkonidae
Gene: CFAP74
Product: cilia and flagella associated protein 74
Exons: 38
Coding region: 122-5044 (1640 amino acids)
Source: RefSeq, a predicted model, not a curated record
AGGACUCAGGUUUGAAGAUGAGUACAAUGAAGGGUUCUGCAAAGUUAUUUCUGAAGAAGAAGAUUCUGAUGCUAGUGGGGAGACCCCGGAACAGUAUGAAGCCCGGAGCAGCAGAAGACACAUGAGCUACCCGGAUCGAGUUCGCAUACUCAACUUGCGCCGGAACUUGAACCACCUUGACAAUCUUGCCAAAGAAAAGAGUAUAAUCUUUCGAAAAACCAGAGAGGAACUGAAUGCCUGCCAUUUUCGGAUUGAGACACUAACGAUGCAACAAAAGGAUGUGGAGGAAGAGAUUGAGAGAGAGAAGGAGGCUGGAAAUACUGCUGCCGUGUUCCGCCUACAGGCAACGCAGAGGCGUUUGUGUGGUGAACUGGGAAAUGAAAAGGACCUGGAGUCCAAAAUUGCUGAGAUGCUGAAUGAAAACAUGCUCGGGAUGUGGAAGAUUGAAAUUGAACAAGGCAAGUUUGCAGACCUCCGCAAGCAGAUCACACAGGACGAGAAAGAGCUCGACCAGCAACACCAGGAGCAAGCAGAAGAACGGCUCCAGAAGCAGACGGAGCGAGCGGUGAUGCUGAGCCGGAAGUGCCUGGCUGCAAAGAGAGAACGGCAGGAAACCGCUGAGGAUUACGAGCGAAAGGUUUCCAAAGCUUUGGAUGAUGCUCGGAGGAACCGUGAAAAAGGUGUACGGUUUCUGGAGUCCAGCUUGGCAAGGGUUCGUGAGAAAGAAGCAGCCAUGGAAGAGGAGCAACAGGAGUACAUGCAUAAGAGGAUGGAAACGGUGUUAUCUCUGAAGAACAACAUCACUUCAACUCGGGAAACCUUCCGAACCCUCCAGACCAGAGAUAAAGCCCUUGCGCUGGAAGCCAAAGAGCAAGAGCAGAAAGUGAAGGAGGCUAUCAAGGCGCAAGGCCUCAAUGUCACCCGGGAGUUUUUGCUUCACAAACAACAGGAGGAGUUUGAGAGGCAGAAGAAGGAAUUUAUGGAACAGCAGAAAGCGAAGAAAAUUGAAAUCGUAGCUCAGAUUUUGAAAGAAGAAGCUCAGCUGGAGAAAGUGAGGCAACAGUCCCGCCCGUGGAGACCAAAAAAUAAGGGGAAGCUUUCUGAUGCUGUAAGGUGGCGCAGGAAAACAUGGAGGUAUAUAGAGAAUGCGUAUGCCGAGCCGGAUGCAACAACUGUUACUCAGAAAUCCUGGCGCACGCCUUCACCUUGUUCUUCCCCAGAUGACAAAAAUGAUGUUCCAGAGGAGUCUUCUUGGAAAACAACUCAAGAGAUGGCUCAUGAAAGCAAAGAUGCAAGAAAGGAGGAAGACUCAAAGGAGACUCUAGCUGAACCAGAGUUUAUGGGACUUUGGGAUCAAGAGUACGACAUAUCCAAGGUGCCAGAUGGCAGAAUGGAUUCCAAACCUUUGGGUGCCAGUAAAAUGGAAAAGGAUAUAUUUGCUCGAAAAUUGGAGAAGCUGCACAGCGGCAUCAUCCACAAACAUCGAGUCUCUGGGCGUGAGUUUAAGGGGUGCCCUUUCUACAGCAAGCCAAGCCUUAUUCACUUCAAGGACUUUGAUGUUGGUAAAACCUAUAAAAAGAAGAUGAUUUUGAUCAAUGCCUUCUAUAGCAUUAACUAUUGUAAGCUGGUGGGAGUCAGUGAACAUCUCAAGGACUUCUUCACUGUUCACUUUGACCCUCCUGGCCCCAUGUCUGCUGGAAUGUCAUGUGAAGUCGGAGUGACCUUUAAACCGAUGAUAAACGAAGAUCUCCAAGGAGAAAUUGCCUUCUUAUCUCAUAUUGGCUCCUUUUCAAUCCCGUUGAAAUGUUCAACCAAGAAAUGUGUGCUGGCACUAGAUAAAGAGCUCAUUGACUUCGGCACUCAUGUGGUGGGAGAGACAAUUUCACGGACCAUCACCUUGACGAACUGCGGGGCCUUGGCAACAUGGUUCCAGCUUCACAGAUCAGCUGGCUCAGAUGCUGCGCACACUGUGAUAUCGCCCCCUUCCUUCGAGAAAGCGGUCUGUGCAGGCCUGACUGACAAUAUCUCCACUGAGAAAGUUGGCAGCCCUGGCGUAACUGAGUCUGUUACUGCGAAGGGAACGGUUUCUUUUCUUUGUUCUGAAGAAGUUAUCCAGCAUAUCAGCCUCCCUGAGAGGUCGAAAACAGAUGUCGAAUCAUCCUUCAGUCAUUUAGGAACAGCCAGUGAAGAGUUUUCUGUGCUGGACAUAACAGAACAAAAUACACCGUCCUUUAUGAACGUGAGCCCUCUGGAACAUCAGUUCCAGGAAGAACUACCCGAAAUUACAUUGGGCAAGGUUACAGAAGGUGAUAUUGGACCUUUCAGCUCUGUCAAACUUCAGAUUAUUUUCACUCCAGCAGUUCCUGGGGAUGUUCGUGCUGAAUUCGAGAUUACCUUUGACAACCCUGAUUGUGAUCCAUUGCACUUCAGCGCUGUGGCCGUUUCUGUGGCCGUGCCCGUGUGGGUGCCCAAUCCAGACGUCGACCUCAAAAUCUGCAUGUACGACAGGCUGUAUCAGGACGGCAUCAUCAUUCAAAGUAGAGCAACGUCUGCACUACGCUUGAAGUUUGAGGUUUGCAAGGAACUGACCAAUCACAUGGAACUGCUUCCAAAGACAGGCUACAUUCAAGCCCAUUCAUCCUUCAGCGUGCAGCUGAAGUUCCUGCCGAGGAAAUCUCUUCCAGAAGAUGCAAGAAAGUACUUUGAUGAGCAGACCAGAGUCUUGGAAGUCCCAAUGACUAUAAUGGUUUCAGAUCAGAGCAAGCCAGUUGAAUUUACUGUCCAUGCAGUCGUCACCACCUCUGAUCUGGAGAUCAGUCCAACAGAAGUAGAUUUUGGAUACUGCACUAUCUAUGAAGCAGUCCAGUCCACAAUCACACUCACAAACAAAGCUAUUCUAGCCCAGGAGUUUGGCUUUGUAGGACUCCCAGAGUUUGUAGAAAUUCAGCCCAAUGAUGGAUUUGGAACUCUUCUCCCCCUUGAAAGUUUGACCCUGGACAUAAUCUUCAAAGCCAUGAAGGCAAAGGAAUACAGCUUUGAGCUGACCUGCAAGACUGAGAUCAAUAGGCAGUUCAAGCUGUCUUGCAAAGCCAUUGGUGUCCACCCUCCUCUGGAGCUCUCACAUUCCUUGGUUCAGUUUCCCGCCACCGCUCUCAAUGAUGUGUCGCAAGCCACUCUCUUUGUGAUCAAUAGCCAUGUCAGCCUUAAUCAGUUCACCCACACUGUCCCAAGGAUUGGCAAGGGAGACAUCGCCCCCGUUGGGCCCACAUCCUUCCAGUUUAUCAUCCCUGAAGACUCUCCCAUCACGAUCAUGCCAUGUGUUGGAACGGUUCUGCCUGGGAAGAAGUGCUUAGUAGAAGUGUCCUUCCGCCCAGUGUUGAGUGAACAGCUGAUCAAGCAGGAAGCAGUCGAAAUGGCUCACCGGGCUGCUGAAAUGAGGGUGGUGAUGGAGAAGAAGGCCCGGGAAGAACUACAGAGGAGGAAAGAAGAGGCUCUGGCUGGACGAAAGAGGCUGGGAAGUGGCUCCUUCCUCGGCCAGUUCUCAAAAGACAAACACAGCAAGCAAACCCUGAAGGCGUUAGAGGUGCCCGAACUGGAAAACAUUCUGCCAAACUCUGAAGAAUAUAUCGCAGCUCAUUUGGCUCUGGUUCGGAAUUUCACUGAAAAAAUUGAGAGUUAUAUUAUACCCUGCCUGGUCGCAAGCGGUGCUAUAGAUGAGAAGAAAGGAUCCGAAAACCUGCAAUACAGUCCAUAUAAUACCUUAUACCUAGAGCUUCAUUGUCCUUCCGUGGCACCUUCUCUGCUGUUGAUUUCGAACAAUGGGAGAAGCACCAUCAACUUUGGCAGCAUCGCUGUGGGGCACAGAAUUAAGGAAGACCUCAAGAUACAGAACAUUUCCCAAGAACAACUAACUGUGGGAUAUUCCCUCUUGAGUCCCUUUGGACCCUUCUGGUUGUUGAAUCCCGUCCGUAUGCUUGAGGAAGGAGAAUCCAAAGAGCUCAGCGUCUCAUUCUGUCCAGAGGAAAGCAGAGCAUUCUGUGAAAUACUGGAAAUCCGAAGCCAGAAAGCUACCCUUGCCAUCACUUUGACCGGCGAAGGAGUGAUCCCUUCGAUCCUUUGUUCGGUGGAAGGAGACGUGUUCAACCUGGGCUAUGUUGUCGCCAAGGAAACAGCCACUUCCACCUUUAAGAUAGAAAAUACUUCCUCCAUCACCCUGAAAUUCUCCAUCCUUCUCGAGUCUCUCUCGCCAAACCAGGACAAAGAGCAGCAGAAGCUUCCUGGUUUCCUCACAUCUCCAUGGAAAGCAGAUUUAGUGGGUACGCAGAACUACAGCGGUCUGAGCGUGUUCAGCGUCUCCCCAGUUGAAUGCUCUGUUGGCGCCGGGAAGACCCAAGAGUUCACCAUCACCUUCAGCCCCGACCAUGAGAGCCUGCACUAUUCUGACUGCCUAAAGAUCAUGCUCUUUGACACGGAAAUCAUCCGUGUCAUUCAGCUGAAAGGGGCUGCGAGGAUCCACAUGAUGUUUGUGGAAGGAGGCGACCCGUUGGACGUGCCCGUAGAGUCGUUGACCCUGACAACAUCUAUGGCGGAAGAAGCUGCCAAAGCAGAAAGUGACAAGCUCACGAAGCCCAUCCUGCUGAGGUUGGAGUGUGUUCAGUCUGAGACCGUGGUGAUCCCGGCUGUCAGGGAGUUGAGAGUGGGCGGCAUUCGAACUGGCCUGUUCCCAUCGAAGAAGAACGUAGAAUUCAGCUGGGAAAGCCUGUCCAUUCUGCAGAUGAAAGGAUUCACCAUUGACCCUGUGAAAGGAACAGUCGAUCGUGGGCAAACCAAAGCCAUUACUGUUUCUUGGGUGCCCCCUGCUGGCUCAGAUCCUGAUCAGCUUAUGACAGGGACGGCCAUGCUGACUCUGAAAGGGGACGUCAAAGAAGUUUACAGCGUCUACUUCAUGAGCAAGAUCGUGACCAAAAAGAUGGACUUUUAUCCUUUGGAAAAUGAGAUCAUCCUCAUGAAUCCCCCCAAAAUAUCCAGAACAAAAAAGAGAUAG